GAAGACAGAGAAGAAAGUGAGGGGUGGCCGCGUUAUAAGACUGGUGAGGUGAACAGCAACAGCGACAACACAUCGGACUUAGCAGCUCACUGCGACCGCAGCGAUUAUGGACUUCUUCACUCCACUCGGCCUUGAUCAAGAAGAACAAGAGUCCGAUGAAGAGGCACGCCGCCACCGGCGCGAACUCUCACGAGCCCGGCGUCUCUCCAUGCAACACCAAGCGGAAGGCAAGGUCGAGAAGUCAGCGACACCGGAGGCGGGCGCCGUUCCACGUCGAAGAAGUGGCAGCGUAGCUGCUACAGGCAGCCGCCGGUCUUACGACGUGCCUGGAGUAGUAGACGACAAGAUACCGGCCUUGGAGCGGCGCAGGCCCCGCGAGAGCCUAGUGCCCUGUUCGCCUUCGGAGGCCCCCGACAGCUCCGACCAGAACGCGCCGUCAGGCAAACAUUCCGCCUGCCAGAUGGGGUCGCUGUCUUCGGCCAGCAGCCCAGGCGCCGCCUCGGCAACCAAGAAGCGAGGGUCUCUGCUGAAGCGUCUGUCGAACGCCAUCCUGACCAAAGCAAAGCGCGAACAAUCCGCGGCUGCCCAACACUCGAGCCCCGUUGAACGAGGGGCGCCUCCGAACGACGACCUCCGCGAAGGGAGCCCUCCGAGGGUCGCAGGCCCUACUGCCACCGAAGCGAAGGCCGUACCCACGGAGACAGCCGACACCAAGAAGUCUCCUCAAGACCGUAACGGAUCGGCAGAUCUGCAGUGAUUGGGCUACGCCUGAAGACGGGUGACCAAGUGCCGGCCAUUGAACGUCACUCACACGGGGGUGUCGGCACAACCUUGAUCUCGAAAGGCGCCUUGCAAGGGCGCUUACUUCCAACGAACUUCGAGAUACCUUUACGACAUGUUCGAAGCAUUGCAGACUCGCAGUCCGUACAUGAUGUUUGCACCCUGGCCGAGGCCGAUUGGAACUCACACUCGCGACAAACUUCUCGCUUCGUUUUUUAGUUUAUUAUUAUUAUCGCUUAAAUCGUGAUACA
Dermacentor albipictus is the source of this 1031-nucleotide messenger RNA. RefSeq lists its product as uncharacterized. The record is from RefSeq and is a predicted model, not a curated record. NCBI's taxonomy places the organism in Eukaryota, Metazoa, Arthropoda, Arachnida, Ixodida, Ixodidae.